This is a messenger RNA of Fibroporia radiculosa, 1080 nucleotides long. RefSeq lists its product as uncharacterized. Gene Ontology annotation, molecular function: metal ion binding. The transcript has 5 exons. The record is from RefSeq and is a predicted model, not a curated record. NCBI's taxonomy places the organism in Eukaryota, Fungi, Basidiomycota, Agaricomycetes, Polyporales, Fibroporiaceae. Bases 1 to 1080 code for a protein of 359 amino acids.
AUGAACUUUGCUUCCGUGCUCGCGUCCCGCCUUUCCUCUCGUCCCUCGUCCAUACACACUCUCGACUCGAGGGACGAGCGCGCAAGCAUUGCUUCAUCCCAAGAGAACGAUGCCUCCACGUCCUCUGAGAGCUCUUCAUUGAGUCUUUCUCUUUCCCGUUCGUGUAUUUCGGAGCCGCCAUGCUCAGGCCCGUCCACUCUACGGCCAAACGAGCACCUGGCUGUCUUGCUUCCCAAGCGUCUGUGGAAGCCUGACGCGCAGGCGUCUCACUGCGAUAUCUUCCUUUGCCGUAAGAGGUUCUCGGUGUGGGAGCGCAGACAUCACUGCAGGAAGUGUGGCGGUAUCUUCUGCGGCGACUGCUCCAUGCGCGCCACCACACUGCUGGACACCUCCAACCUUGAUUUCCUCUAUCCCCCGCGCGACACCCCCAUCACCAACUUCGCAUCUCCCGUCUCGCAAGUUUUGCAUACGCGUGUGUGCGACCACUGCUGGGAUCAGAUUCAUGGUGUGCGUACGUCGCGAUCGCUCGCGGUCAGCGCGGUCGCGCCCAUCGCGGUUCUCAAAGCCGCUCUUGUCGACUCUCCCGAUUCCUCUGUGACUUCCUCACCCUGCACGCCACCGGAUGGCUGUCCUCCUAUUGCGCGGCCCUCUAUACGCCGUGCACACACGAGCUCUCCCCGUAUACCCACCUCUCCUCUCCGUUCGCCCGUGCGCACCUUAUCUCAGACGGCCAUUGGCGUGCACCUUUCUGACAGCGAGCUCUCCUCCAACUCAAGUACCGCUGGGGACAAGGACAGCGGCGAUCUGGGCGAGCUGCAGGCAUACCCUCUCCGCCGCGCGAGCAUAAUUUGCAAGGCGACGGGAGGUGGGCGUUGGGAGCCCAAGCAGCCGAUCAACCUAAUUGGACAUCGGUUACCGGGGACGAAAGCUCCAUAUGAAAUUGAGCUGGAGCGCGAGGAAGAGGAGCGCAGGCGACGGAAGGCGAAUCCUAUUCUCCGAAACGGAGAUUUCCAACUGCGUGUUCCCCGCGAGCUCGAGCCCCGUUCUCCUGCUGGGCCUAUCCAAUUCUCCACGUUCUAG